GAGUAGGGUUCUAGUGGAAGGGAAGAUAGACUACGGAGACUAUGUGGACAAGAACCAGAUCAGACGUCAGGCCACCACCAUCAUCGCAGACAACAUCAUCUUCCUGACCGACAGCAUGCGGGACAAAUCCUGA
Messenger RNA from Morone saxatilis (striped sea-bass), 133 nucleotides. It is a transcript of the gene ssbp1, whose product is annotated as single-stranded DNA binding protein 1. NCBI's taxonomy places the organism in Eukaryota, Metazoa, Chordata, Actinopteri, Moronidae. The record is from RefSeq and is a predicted model, not a curated record. Gene Ontology annotation, molecular function: single-stranded DNA binding. Gene Ontology annotation, cellular component: mitochondrial nucleoid. Gene Ontology annotation, biological process: mitochondrial DNA replication; positive regulation of helicase activity.